UGUACCCCAACAACCACAGGGCCUGUGUCAAUGAAUCCCCUUGGCGCCGCACUUCUCUUGUCAUAUCCCCACAGCAGUGGAGUGGAAGAUCACCAGGCUCUAAUCUGGGACAUCCAGCAGAUGCCGCAGGCCAUCAAGGACCCUAUACUGUCCUACACAGUUGAGGGAGAGAUCAAUAAUGUCCAGUGGGCCUCCAUCCAGCCCAAUUGGAUCGCCGCCUGCUACAACAACUGCCUGGAAAUCCUCAGAGUCUGAGCUGCAUUCAUGAUACUCCUAAAACUAAAAGGAAAAAAAGAACUGAGGCACAAAACAACUCAAAAACAUUCUCUGUCAGAUUUACAAGCCGACAUGACUUAAUUGAAGGAAACUAUUUGUUAUUUGAACUAUUUGAAAUAUUUGUUUAUGAAGGACAGAGCAAUGUUGAAUUCAUGUUCGUAUUGAAUUCAUGUUGAUACAGAUAAUGGUUUUCAACUGAUUGUUGCGUUUUAAAAACAUGGAAACUACUUGACUUUGUGAUAUAAGAUGUCCUGCAUCAGAAAACGCAAAGGAGCAUUCAAUCAAAAAUGGAAAACAAGUCUCAAGUAUCCAAAAGACUGUUAAAUCCCUCGUCAUAUACAGACACAAACCAAAGUUCAACAGCGUUCAAACUAAACAAAAUAGACAAAUAAGCUAG
Messenger RNA from Thunnus maccoyii (southern bluefin tuna), 673 nucleotides. Its product is annotated as DDB1- and CUL4-associated factor 7-like. Lineage: Eukaryota; Metazoa; Chordata; Actinopteri; Scombriformes; Scombridae. The transcript has 2 exons. The record is from RefSeq and is a predicted model, not a curated record. The coding region runs from base 31 to 255 and encodes 74 amino acids. Gene Ontology annotation, cellular component: nucleus.